Naegleria lovaniensis is the source of this 1047-nucleotide messenger RNA. RefSeq lists its product as uncharacterized. The transcript has 2 exons. Gene Ontology annotation, molecular function: phosphatidylinositol binding. The record is from RefSeq and is a predicted model, not a curated record. The coding region runs from base 1 to 1047 and encodes 348 amino acids. Lineage: Eukaryota; Heterolobosea; Eutetramitea; Acrasida; Naegleriidae.
AUGAAUUCCUCAGUGUACUACAUUCAAAUUCAACAAACAGAGCUAGUCUAUGAUAGCACCACAAAGAAACCUUCUCAUGUGUUGUAUCAUUUAGAAUGUUGCAUGAACACGUUCCAUACACAGACCAUCUCCAAGCGAUAUUCAGAAUUAUUCAGUUUUCAUCAACAACUUGUCAAGGAAGCUUUGCAUAGUGGUGUUGAACUCGUAAAGUUGUUGCACUUUCCUCCCAAAAUGUUCAUUGGCAAUUUUAAAGAAGAGAACAUUGAAAAGAGAAGAAUGCUUCUUCAAAGGUAUUUCAAUCAAUUGUGUUCAUUAUUCACAAUCGAAGGACCAAAACCUUCCUUUCAGUGUCUUUCUUCUAAAUUUUUACCAUUCCUUUCUCAAUUCUUCUUCCCUUCAACACAUUGUUCACGCCACGAAAUACUUCAAAUGCCAAACACAUCCAAUGAACGUAUAAAUAAUUCACUUCGAAAGAACGACGUGUAUCACGUCAACAUGAACUCUCAAGAAAUCAUUCAAACCUUUCAACCAUCAUCCAUCGAAAGUACCAUGCUCAGCCUGUCAGCAGUCACUGGUGGUUUUUAUGCCUUGUUACUAAAAUCCAUGAAAGAAUUAUAUCCUCAAUCGGAUCUCAACAAAAUUUCACAACAAUGUUUUAAACAUAUUGGAGUGUUAAAAGCUCGAGAAUAUUUAUCGAAAAGAACACUCGAGAUGGAAUUGUAUCAAGACACAAGAGGGGUGGUGUUGGUUUUGAUUAUGGCAAUUUUCAAUGCAAGUCCUGAAUAUGUGUUUCAAGUUGAGGAAUUUUCACCUCCAUGCUCUGUAAUAACCUUAAAAGGAAAAGAUCGAUAUUUGAGAGCUUGUCAUGCCAACGGAAUUGCUGAAUGUAUAGAGUUUCCAACGUUAACUCAAUUCUUGGAAGGUGCUGCUGAGGAGUUAAACCUCUCUUCAAAAUGUCAUGUUCAAGCCAUUCGUUUGAAGAAUAAGGAGCAAGUGCAGUUGAAUGACGAAUUACAUGUGAGAUAUGUCAUUUCUCUUAUCGAUUAA